GAAAGUAUCACUAAUCGGCUAAUCGUCUCCCUCUUAUCAUCAAUCAAACUGAACUCUCUACAAAAAAUUUCCAACAUGAAGUUUCUCUUGUACACUUUGGCUGUCGUUGGUCUGAUUUGUGCCGUCCAGGGGCAGGGUACAGAACCCACCACGGUAGCUACUGCGGAACCCACGACCGUACCCACCACGGAAGUGACAACGGUACCCACCACGGCAGGGACAACGGUACCCACCACGGCAGGGACAACGGUACCCACCACGGCAGGGACAACGGUACCCACCACGGCAGGGACAACGGUACCCACCACGGCAGGGACAACGGUACCCACCACGGCAGGGACGACCGCAGCCACCACGGCAGGGACGACCGCAGCCACCACGGCAGGGACGACCGCAGCCACCACGGCAGCGACGACCGCAGCGACCACGACCAAAGCGCCAAUAAUUGGCUUCCCUACCGUUAAGCCACCCACCUGGGCUGGUGGCUACACUAGCACCUGGUUAAAUUUUGGUCGCCGUUAAUACCCUUUGCUGGGAUCACAAUGUCGUACACAUGAACAUGUAGCUGAAUUCUUAAUAUCAAAAUUCAAAAUAUUGAAAAUUUUCAUGCUCGAAGAAAUAAAUAAUUUGGUGGUCUUAUCUGCAUAAAAACAUCCAGAAAUACAGGCUCAUUCCAUCUGAACCCACACGAUCGUCGUCGCACCCAUAUUUGAUAUCUUGUCCACAAUCUUAUCAUAGAUGCAUAAUAUAAAAUACAACAUAUCAUAAAAAUCAAAAUUUGAAAAUUAAUUUUUUUCG
Folsomia candida is the source of this 798-nucleotide messenger RNA. RefSeq names its product integumentary mucin C.1. The record is from RefSeq and is a predicted model, not a curated record. Bases 76 to 522 code for a protein of 148 amino acids. NCBI's taxonomy places the organism in Eukaryota, Metazoa, Arthropoda, Collembola, Entomobryomorpha, Isotomidae. The transcript has 2 exons.